This is a messenger RNA of Lodderomyces elongisporus, 933 nucleotides long. RefSeq names its product aldo-keto reductase superfamily protein (gene CPRC2). Gene Ontology annotation, molecular function: oxidoreductase activity, acting on NAD(P)H as acceptor. NCBI's taxonomy places the organism in Eukaryota, Fungi, Ascomycota, Pichiomycetes, Serinales, Debaryomycetaceae. The transcript has a single exon. Bases 1 to 933 code for a protein of 310 amino acids. The record is from RefSeq and is a predicted model, not a curated record.
AUGACUUAUUCUCAAUCACAUCCAGUUCAAUUGCACCCACAAUUCAAGACUAAAUCAGGUCAACCUCUUUCAAUGGGUACCGGAACAGGUACAAAAUGGAAAAAGGACCAGGACAAGAGCGAUAUCAACGAGGAACUUGUUGAACAGCUUCUCUUAUCAUUGAAAUUGGGCUAUAGACACAUUGACACUGCUGAAGUAUACAACACCCACAAGGAAGUUGGCGAGGCCCUCAAGAGAACUGAUAUUCCAAGAGAAGACUUGUGGAUUACCACAAAGUAUAAUGGUGGCUGGGGCCAACACAAAGGCAGCGAGUCUCCUGAGAAAUCAAUUGAGCUGGCAUUGAAAGAUUUAGGAGUAGAAUAUAUCGACUUGUUUUUGAUUCAUUCACCAUUCUUCAGUACUGAUGUUUCUAAUGGAUAUACUUUGGAAGAUGUAUGGAAAGUUCUUAUUGAAGCCAAGAAACAGGGCAAAGUAAGGGAAAUUGGUAUCUCAAAUGCAGCAAAAGUCCAUUUGGAACGCUUGUACAAGGUAUCGCCAAGCCCAGAGUUUUACCCCGUGGUCAACCAGAUUGAAUUCCACGCUUUUUUGCAAAACCAGUCAACUGAUAUUGUCAAGUACUCUCAAGAACAGGGUAUUUUAGUCGAAGCAUUCUCUCCCUUGGCACCAUUGGCUAGAGUCAAAGAUGGCGCAUUGGGUGGCUUAUUAAAAGAACUUUCUAGCAAAUAUAGCAAGACUGAUGCUCAAUUAUUGUUGAGGUAUGUUUUGCAAAAGGGAGUCUUACCCAUAACUACCUCCUCCAAGGAAAGUAGAAUUAAGGAGUCACUUGACUUGUUUGACUUUGAAUUGACCGCGGAAGAAGUUCAGGAAAUCGACAAAAUUGGCAAAGAGAAUCCAUAUAGAGCUUUUUUCCACGAACAGUUUAAAGAUUUAUAG